Chelonus insularis is the source of this 890-nucleotide messenger RNA. RefSeq lists its product as uncharacterized. The transcript is spliced from 3 exons. Bases 206 to 535 code for a protein of 109 amino acids. Gene Ontology annotation, cellular component: extracellular region. The record is from RefSeq and is a predicted model, not a curated record. NCBI's taxonomy places the organism in Eukaryota, Metazoa, Arthropoda, Insecta, Hymenoptera, Braconidae. Gene Ontology annotation, molecular function: ion channel inhibitor activity.
AACCCGGCAGUAGCGGCUUUUUUUCUUUUCAACUCGUUACCGAAUCAACAUUGUCAAGAACACACACACAUACACUGAUAUAACUUUCGGUUGUAGUUGGAAAAAAAGCCUGUCAAUUUAAAGCUCAAAGGCUAUCAUUUUUAAUAUUCUUACAUUUUUUGAAUAUUUAACAAAAAAAAAAUAAAAAACAUAUCAGUUUUUAAUAAUGGCUUUAAAAAUCAGUAUUUUUAGUCUCUUUUUACUUCUGUGUUUACUGACAGAGAAAAUUUAUGCUGGACCAUAUUUUGAUGAAGAUGCAGACAUUGUGCCAGUUGAACCUGAUUACGCCAAUAAUAAUGAAUUGGAGAACAUAAUGGGGGCGGCUCAACAGAAACGUUCCCCGUACGUAUAUGUCUUUAGACGUGGCUGUAUUCGACGAGAUGGAAACUGCGAUCACCGACCCAACGACUGCUGCUACAGCUCAUCAUGUCGCUGCAAUCUUUGGGGAUCAAAUUGUCGUUGCCAACGUAUGGGACUUUUCCAGAAAUGGGGAUAAAUUCCUGAAUCUACUCCUGGUUCUUCGUGCAGCUCAUCUAUUUCUACUGUCUAGAUAAUAGCAUCUAUGUUUCCUUUUUCAUAUAUUCCUAGACUUUUAUUCGAUUCAUUUUGAAAUAUCCUAUGUGACAGUUAAGUAUUUUUAAACCUUUAAGCUUCAAGAUUAUUUUAUCUAUCAUCUUUUUCGUUAAGAUGUUAUAAAAGUAAAGUCCUUGGUGAAGAAAGAAUUGAUGAGCUUUCAUACAAUAGAAUAUCAUUCUGUAUUAUAUAUUUUGAUAAUAACAUUCUAUCAUCGCUCAAUACUUUUUUUUUUUAAUUGUUUUUUAAUCAACUCAAUAAACGCAAUGAUAUUUUUU